CACCCAACGACGGCUCAUAUACUACUACUACAUGCUAUGUUCCUUUUUCCAUCGCUGGCUCUCCUACGUAGUCUUGGGGCUUGGAAAAUGAGACCUCUAGGCACCAAGCAAUACAAUUUUUGCUAAGAUGCUAGGUGAUUUUUCAGUUUCCUUUAAACGUUGCUUUGGGUAGUAGAAGGCGUACGUAACGACGCACUCUUGCCUAGCCGCACUUAGGCAUCUCUUACCGAGGAAGAUAACUCCAAUUUGUUCCAAUGGCAGAUCCAAAUGAGUUUCAACACUUUGAGCGGUUCGAUAUGGAGAAUGACUAUGAAGGCGGGCAGUGGAUCAAUGGCGAGUUCUAUUACUCAAAGAAGCGCCAGAAGCGCAUGCAAUCCAAGGAGGAUCAGAUCUACGGCGUGUUUGCGGACGACUCUGACGACUCAGAUGGAGACCGUCGUGGCCGACGCCGUGACCGGGACCGUGACCGCGAUCGGGAUUACACCAAGCCCGUGGGCUUCGUAUCCAGCGGGAAGAUUGUCCAGGACACCAUGAACGCCGAAGAGGAGGAAACCAAUGCGGGGGAGCCAGCAAAGACCUUUGGUCCGCAGCAGCGUCCUGGCAGCAUGGGGCCAACCAGCGAGGAGGAUGAAGAGGCUGACGGCCGGCCCAGCUUCGCCCAUGCGGGCCUGGGGCUAGGCAGCCGGGGCGGAAUCGGGGCGGGCGGAGGCGGCGGUGGCGGUCCGGGCUUGGGCAGCGGCGGCGGCGGAGGCGGAGGGGGCCUGGGUUUCAAGCCAGGGGGGAGUCGCGGAGAUGAGGGCAUGGAGGCGGAGCAGGAGGACGAGGAGGCAGUGAUGCCCACAGCGUUUGGGAAGCGCAUCCUGGAAAAGGCCCAGCGGCGGUUGAAGCAGGAGGCGCAGGCGGCCCGCAGCGAGGCGGCCCAGGCGGCCCGCCGCACCACCACGCUGGGCGCCGACCCCACCUUCGCCUCCUUCGAGAAGCACACCAAAGGCAUCGGGCUGAAGCUGCUGGAGAAGAUGGGAUACAAGCCGGGCGAGGGUCUGGGUCGCAACAAGCAGGGUAUCGCCCGCCCAGUUGAGGCGCGCAUGCGGCCCAAGGGCAUGGCACUGGGUUUCGGAGAGCGCGAGGAGCCAAAGAUGGAGCUGCCCGGGGCGCCGGGAGGGGCGCCGGGACUGGGGCUGGGAGCAGACCGGGCGGCGCGGGAUCAGGAUGGCAAGGCCGGUGCUGCUGCGGGUGCUGCUGCCUCUGUCCCCGCUGCCGGCGCCUGGAAGAAGAAGGCCCGGGAGGCGCGCGUGCGGCGGGAGUACCGCACUGCGGACCAGGUGCUGGCGGAGGCGGCGGAGCGGCCCACGCAGGCCCAGCCCAUCCUGGACAUGCGCGGCCCCCAGGCUCGCGUCAUCACCAACCUGCAGCUCCUGAACCAGCAGGCAGCAGCUGCCCCCGAGGCCGACCGCACGCCCAUGCCCGAGCUGCAACACAACCUGCGGCUGCUGGUGGAGCUGGCGGAGGCGGCUAUCCAGAAGCUGGAUGCACGGCUGAGGCACGAGCAGAUCAUCCCACGCUAUUACCUGUCGUCCCCGGCGCACAGGACACCGCCACGCUGCUGGUGCGCGACAAGCAGCGGCUGGAGGAGGAGGAGCAGCGGCAGGCGGCCGCGGUGGCCCGCCUAGAGGCGGUGACGGCGGAGGUGGAGGCGGUACGGCAGCUGCCCCCGGCGACGCCGCUGCAGGAGCUUGCGGCGUCGUACGAAAGGGUACGGCAAUCGUAUCGCGAGGAGUAUAUCAUGUACGGCCUGGCGCAGACGGCGCUAGCGCAUGUGCUUCCCAGGAUGCAGGCUCUCUUCCGCGGCUGGCAGCCCCUGUCCGAGCCCGCCCGCGGCACCUCCGAAAUGAAGACCUGGAGGGCGCUGCUGCAGGCAGAUACGGCAGCCAGUGGAGGCGGCAUGGGGGGCGGAGAUGGAGAUCCGUACGGCAGCAGCAGUAGCGGUGUUGGCAGCGGUACGACAAAUGAAGAUCCGUACACGUUAUUGGUGUGGGAGGUGGUGCUGCCGCCGCUGCGGAGUGCGGCGCUGAGCGGGUGGGAGGCGCGGGACCCUGAGCCGCUGCUGACGUGGCUGGAGUCCUGGGAGCCGCUGCUGCCCCCCUCCGCGCUGGCGCACAUCUUCGAGAUGCUGGUGCUGCCCAAGCUGCGGCGGGCGGUGGGCGAGUGGGAGCCGCGGCAGGAGACGGUGCCCAUACACGCAUGGCUGUUCCCUUGGCUGCCGCACCUGGGGCAGGCUCUAGACGAGCUGUACCCGCAGAUCCGCCACAAGCUCGACGUGGCGCUGCAGGCCUGGCACCCCAGCGACGGCUCCGCACUGGCGCUGCUGGCGCCCUGGACCCGCGUGUGGCGGGCGGCGGAGUGGGACGCGUUCGUGGCAAAGGCCAUCCUGCCCAAGCUGGCGCUUGCGCUGGGUCAGAUGGACAUCAACCCGGCGGCGCAGCAGCUGGAGCCCUGGGGCUGGGCGCUGAGCUGGCGCGAGGUGGUGAGCCCGCACCUGAUGGCGGGGCUGCUGGAGAGGGCGUUCUUCCCCAGGUGGCACGCCGUGUUGUGUCACUGGCUGUCCGCGGGCGCCAACCUGGAGGAGGUCAGCCGUUGGUACCUGGGCUGGAAGGCGGCGGUGCCGCAGGGGCUGCUGGACCACGAGCGGGUGCGCGCGCAGUUCAAUGCGGCGCUAAACACCAUGAACGCUGUGCUUGAGGACGGAUUGCUGCCACCUCAGCCACCCGGCGCCGCUGCCUACGGAAUGUACGGCGGCGUACCCCCGGGUGGCGUCGGUACGGCAGAGGCUAGCGGCUAUGCAACCGCCGCCGCCGCAGCAGCGGCGGCCGCCGCUGCCGCAUCCAGUCGCGACCUCACCCUUCGUGACCUGGUCAUGCGGUUUGCGGAGGAGAAUGGUGUGUUGUUCCAACCCAAGGCGGGUCGCAUGUACGAAGGGCUUCAAGUGUACGGAUUCGGAAGUGUAAGUGUCGUACUUGACAAUACAAGCGGUGUCGUACGAGCGCAGCUGGGGCCCCGUUGGGCGCCUGUGUCGCUGGAUCAGCUGUUGCAGCUGGUUAUGGCGCGGGGUAGCAAGUAGUGGUGGUGAUGGUGAGGAGGAUGAGGGUGGCAGGUGUUAGGGUCUUUGGUUAGGAUGUUUUGCGAAGUGCAUUGUGUUGGUUUCCAAGGCAGCCAUUAGCACAAAGGAUUGGGUGUUUGGAGGCAGAAUUAGAGGACUAGGCGGGCUCCGAAGGGUUCCGGAUGUGCAUUGCGUCGGGAACAGGGCGACUAGAAUGAGAAUGCAGAUGGAUGGAAUGUCUUGACAUUCUACGCUGCUAGGGGCAGGGCAUUCUGCCUGGUGUUUUUGGGGUGAGGGCGGACAGUAUGGCACGUCAGUAUCUAUAAACGAACGAGAGCUGAGAGGUACGAGAGAGGGUGUGUGUGUCGUUACGUGAGAGGUAGACUGAGAGGUAGACAGGAUUUAUCAGGUGCAAGCACUUGUGUUAUAAGCGAAGUAGCGAACGAGUUUUGUCGUGGUGGGGCAGGAACCGCGUUGCGGGUUCCAUCAGGCUGACGGUAGCGGCGGUUAGCAGGAUGCACAAACAGAGUUCGCUAGUCGGGGUGUCUUUGCGCGUUAUGUGUGCUUGUGCGCUGUAUACGACCACGGUGCUAGCCAAUGCCUAUACCCCUUAACGUCUAAAUCACCUAAGUGAAAGCAUUCCACAG
This is a messenger RNA of Astrephomene gubernaculifera, 3744 nucleotides long. NCBI's taxonomy places the organism in Eukaryota, Viridiplantae, Chlorophyta, Chlorophyceae, Chlamydomonadales, Astrephomenaceae. The record is from the annotation of a GenBank genome assembly.